CCAACACUCUCUUCCUCUCAGGGCUCCAAUUAUCACCCUCCAUAUUCAUUGAUAAUUACUCAGCUCUAUAUUUAUAUCUAUAUCCAUAUCGAUUUUGAAAUAUUCUUAGAAUUUGCCACUUUUAAUGGCUUCGCCUCCAGACAUGAGCAAGAAUGUAAAACUCGAGCGCUACAACAGCUACAUCCGACGCGUUAACAGCACGAAACUCUUAGCUGCAUCAUCCAAACUUUUAUUCCGUGUUACCCUUUUAGUCGCCUUGAUUUUGAUAUUCUUUUUUACAUUCAACUAUCCUCCGCUAGCUGAAAACUCUACUCCAGCUAGCGGAGCUCAUCACAGCAUCCAUACCACGUCUCACCUCCUUUCAUCCGCGUUUUAUGGAAGUGGCGCGGCAUGGGAGAAGGAGGUGAGGCGUUCCUCAACCCCCAGGCGCCCAAAUGGAUUCUCAAUCCUGGUCACGGGCGCCGGUGGUUUUGUAGGGACACACUGUUCCCUCGCGUUGAAAAAACGCGGAGAUGGUGUCCUGGGAUUGGAUAACUUCAAUUCCUACUAUGACCCGUCUUUAAAACGGGCCAGACAAAAGCUUUUGAAACAACACGAGAUCUUCAUUGUUGAAGGUGAUUUAAAUGAUGGAGAGCUUUUAGCUAAGCUUUUCGACAUUGUCCCAUUUACACAUAUUCUUCAUUUAGCCGCACAAGCUGGCGUGCGUUACGCUAUGGAAAAUCCACAAUCUUACAUCCAUUCAAACAUUGCUGGAUUUGUUAACUUACUUGAAGUAGCAAAAAACGCUGACCCACAACCCGCAAUUGUUUGGGCCUCUUCUAGCUCUGUUUACGGGCUAAAUACCGAGAACCCAUUUUCAGAAUCACACCGCACAGACCAGCCCGCAAGUCUAUAUGCAGCCACAAAGAAAGCAGGGGAAGAAAUUGCACAUACUUACAAUCAUAUUUAUGGGCUUUCACUUACGGGUCUAAGGUUUUUCACAGUUUAUGGGCCAUGGGGCCGACCCGAUAUGGCUUACUUUUUUUUCACUAAAGAUAUAUUGCAAGGGAAAGCUAUUAAUGUGUAUCAAACACAUGACGACAAAGAAGUGGCGCGUGACUUCACGUUCAUCGACGAUGUCGUGAAGGGGUGUUUGGGGGCAUUGGACACGGCGGAGAAGAGUACCGGGAAAGGCGGAAAGAAGCGCGGUCCGGCGCAGUUGAGGAUAUAUAAUUUGGGGAACACGGCUCCGGUGACAGUUGGGAAAUUGGUUUCAAUAUUGGAAAGUUUGUUAAGUGUCAAGGCUAAGAAGCAUGUGAUUAAGAUGCCUCGAAACGGCGACGUUCCAUUUACUCAUGCUAAUGUGAGUUUGGCUUAUAAAGAUUUCGGGUAUAAACCCACUACCGAUUUGUCAACCGGGUUGAGAAAGUUUGUUAAAUGGUAUGUAAGUUAUUACGGUAUUCAACCGAAGGUAAAAGGGUCAAACGACUCGGUGUGAUCCCGUUAUGUCUUCUUUGAUGUUUUCUCUUCUUUUUUCUAUCAUUUUUCCACACUUAUAAUUUUCAUUAAAUCCGUCGGAUGAUGUAUAUCAAGUAAAAUGAAGAUGGUUGAAGUCGUCUGGUUUUCAAGAACAAAGAAGUGAUCAAUUAAAUUAGAAGAUGGAUUUUGGAGCUUCAAGGAAGAAGAAAUCAAGAAAGUGAACUUGGAUAUUGUUGUAUCAUAGUUUAAACUUAGUUUUUUCGUAUAAAUAUAUGUAUACAUACAACAUAUCGUAACAUAAAGAAAUAUAUGGAAAUGAAGGUGAGGAAAUGUAGAUCUGAGAAGUGGAGGGUUAAAAUUAUAAUUUUAUUAUUGAUUAGAUGUAAAUUUGAACAUAAUUGAUUUUGUACCCAAAAAGCAUAGGGUGAAGAUCAAGUUGUUAAAUUUUUGAAAUUUAAAGAAAAAGUUUGGCAUUGA
Messenger RNA from Erigeron canadensis, 1935 nucleotides. Its product is annotated as UDP-glucuronate 4-epimerase 6-like. The record is from RefSeq and is a predicted model, not a curated record. NCBI's taxonomy places the organism in Eukaryota, Viridiplantae, Streptophyta, Magnoliopsida, Asterales, Asteraceae. The coding region runs from base 125 to 1477 and encodes 450 amino acids. The transcript has a single exon.